CGGCGGAGUAAGGGGUGGGCGGUGGGGCAGAGCCGCCGCGCUGGGGUCGUGAGCUCUGAGGCGUGAGCCUAGGGGCCGCGAGGUGUCGCCGCCGCUCAGGGAAGGGCAAGGAGUGAAACUAUGUAGCCUUUUAAGAGAUUCACUUUGUCCCAUCUGAAGUCCAUAUGGCUCUGUAUGAUGAAGAUCUCAUGAAAAAUCCUUUCUAUCUGGCUCUUCAGAAGUGGCGUCCUGACUUGUGCAGCAAGGUGGCCCAAAUCCAUGGCAUUGUGUUGGUACCCUGCAAAGGAAGCCUGUCCAGCAGUGUUCAGUCUGCGUGUCAGUUCGAGUCCUAUGUUCUGAGACCGGUGGAAGAGCACUUCCAGACCUUAAAUGGAAAGGAUGUCUUUAUACAAGGAAACAGGAUUAAAUUAGGAGCUGGUUUCGCCUGUCUUCUCUCAGUGCCCAUUCUCUUUGAAGAAACUUUCUACAAUGAAAAAGAAGAAAGUUUCAGCAUACUGUGUAUAGCUCAUCCUUUGGAAAAGAGAGAGAGCUCAGAGGAGCCUUCAACACCCUCAGAUUCCUUCUCUCUGAAAACCAUCGAAGAUGUGAGAGAGUUUUUGGGAAGACACUCGGAGAGAUUUGACAGGAACAUCACCUCUUUCCAGCGAACAUUCAGGGAGUGUGAAAGGAAGAGCCUCCGUCAUCACAUAGACUCGGUGAACGCUCUCUACACCAAAUGCCUCCAGCAGCUGCUGAGGGACUCCCACCUGAAAGUGCUCGCCAAGCAGGAGGCCCAGAUGACGCUGAUGAAGCAGGCGGUGGAGGUGUACGUCCAGCAUGAUAUUUAUGAUCUGAUCUUUAAAUACGUCGGGACCAUGGAGGCCAGCGAGGAUGCUGCCUUUAACAAAAUCACGAGAAGCCUUCAAGACCUUCAGCAGAAAGAUAUUGGUGUGAAGCCUGAGUUCAGCUUCAACAUACCUCGUGCAAAGAGGGAGCUGGCUCAGCUGAACAAGUGCACCUCCCCACAACAGAAGCUGGUUUGUUUGCGAAAGGUCGUGCAGCUCAUUACGCAGUCUCCUAGUCACAGAGUUAACUUGGAGACCAUGUGUGCUGAUGAUCUGCUGUCAGUCCUGUUAUACCUGCUUGUGAAAACAGAGAUCCCUAAUUGGAUGGCAAAUUUGAGUUAUAUCAAAAACUUCAGAUUUUGCAGCUCAGCAAAAGAUGAAUUGGGAUACUGCCUGACCUCAGUUGAGGCUGCAAUCGAAUACAUUCGGCAAGGAAACCUCUCUGCUAAACCGCCCGAGGCUGAGGGGUUUGGUGACAGACUGUUCCUUAAGCAGAGAAUGAGCCUGCUGUCUCAGAUGACUUCCACUCCCACUGACUGCCUGUUUAAGCACAUUGCAUCGGGUAACCAGAAGGAAGUGGAAAGACUUUUGAGCCAAGAAGACCAAGACAAAGAUGCCGUCCAAAAGAUGUGUCACCCUCUGUGCUUCUGUGACGACUGCGAGCAGCUGGUCUCCGGGAGGCUGAAUGAUCCCUCAGUUGUCACUCCAUUCUCCAGAGAUGACAGGGGUCAUACACCGCUCCAUGUGGCUGCCCUCUGUGGGCAGGCGGCCCUCAUCGACCUCCUGGUUUCCAAAGGUGCUGUGGUGAAUGCCACGGACUAUCACGGGGCCACUCCGCUUCAUCUCGCCUGCCAGAAGGGCUAUCAGAGCGUGACGCUGCUGCUGUUGCACUACAAAGCCAGCCCCGAGGUGCAGGACAACAACGGCUGCACCGCUCUGCACCUGGCCUGCACCUACGGCCACGAAGACUGCGUGAAGGCUUUGGUCUACUACGAUGUGCAGUCGUGCAGACUCGAUAUCGGUAACGAGAAAGGAGACACUCCCCUGCACAUAGCAGCCCGAUGGGGAUACCAGGGCAUCAUAGAGACUUUGCUACAAAACGGAGCGUCCACGGAGAUCCAGAACAGGCUGAAAGAAACGCCCCUCGCGUGUGCGCUAAACUCAAAGAUUCUGUCCAUCAUGGAAGCCCAGCACCUGUCCUUCGAAAGGAGGCAAAAGUCUUCAGAGGUCCCUGCGCAGCCCCCUCAGCGCUCUGUGGAUUCCGUCAGCCAGGGGUCCUCCACCUCCAGCUUCUCCUCCGUGUCAGCAAGCUCCAGACCAGAGGAGCCCAAGAAGGACUACAGAGAGGUAGAAAAACUUUUAAGAGCAGUUGCCGAUGGAGAUCUAGAAAUGGUGCGUUACCUUCUGGAGUGGACUGAGGAGGACCUGGAUGAAGUGGAGGAUGCUGUCAGUGCCGCAGAUCUUGAACUGUGUCACCCCUUGUGCCAGUGCCCCAAAUGUGCUCCAGCUCAGAAGAAGCUGGCCAAGAUUCCUGCCAAUGGGCUUGGUGUGAAUGUGACCAACCAGGAUGGUGCCUCCCCACUGCACGUUGCUGCCCUGCACGGUCGAGCGGACCUUGUCCCCCUCCUGUUGAAGCAUGGUGCCAGUGCGGGUGCCAGAAACGUCAGCCAGGCUGUCCCGCUCCACCUGGCCUGCCAGCAGGGCCACUUCCAGGUGGUGAAGUAUCUAUUAGAUUCCAAUGCAAAACCCAAUAAGAAGGAUAUAAGUGGAAACACGCCCCUCAUUUACGCCUGUUCCAACGGCCACCACGAAGUCGCGGCACUGUUGCUGCAGCACGGGGCCUCCAUUAACGUUUCCAACAACAAGGGCAACACGGCGCUGCAUGAGGCUGUGAUGGAGAAGCAUGUCUUGGUGGUGGAGCUGCUGCUGCUUCACGGAGCGUCAGUCCAGGUCUUGAACAAGAGGCAGUGCACAGCCAUAGACUGUGCCGAGCAGAAUUCAAAAAUAAUGGAAUUACUUCAAGUCGUACCAAACUGUGUGGCCACGUUAGAUGAUGUUGGCGAAACAGACCACCAGGAAUACGUUACUGUUACGAUCAGGAAAAAAUGGAACUCAAAAAUGUAUGACCUACCAGAUGAACCUUUUCCUAGACAGUUUUACUGUGUCCCCUCGCUUGGUCAGUUUAAGGGAAGGACUUCAAGGGACAUUAUGGCAAGAGAUAGAAGUGUCCCUAAUCUUACUGAAGGUUCUGUGCAUGAGCCAGGGAGGCCCACAGUCACACGGGAACAGGCUAAGCGGCCGGAGCAGAGCAGAUCACAGACGGCUGACACAGGAGGGGGUGAGCAGCCCGAGAGGCCCAGACUGAAAAAGGCUGCUCCUGGGACCAGGCGAAUGCUGCGGAGACACACUGUUGAUGACGCAGUCGGAGCCAAGGGCCCAGAGACUGCUGGUGGCCUGGCCACUCCCCACGAGGCCAGUAUUUCCCAGUUUUAACAGGAAUAAGGAACCGUUCAAUUUGCUGCCAGGCAGCAAGUCCUCAAUAAGAAGACACCGAGCGUGAAUACAGCUUAGAACUAAAUAUACUUGCUCUUUGGCUCGAGAGAGCAGCAGCUUCCUGAAAGCUUUUCCCGGCUAAGGGAAAGAAUGCAACAAAAAACUGUUACCAUCUUCUUCCUCUUCAAAGCUGAGGAAUACACUUGGAAAGGAAUGGACAGAAAGUCCAGUGGUGUCCAGAUCCUUAAGACUUCUUCAGUGUUAGGGUUCCUUGGUUAGAGUGAGAGGUUUCAUCACCAGAUUCUGACCUCCUCCUCCUGAAGGUGCUAAGCCUCUGAUGUGUAUAAACGAGCAAACCACAAGCUAACAGAACUCCUCCAUCUGGGACAAACUGAAGAGAAGCAGUUCAGGUUUCAUGGUACUGUGGUGGCCGGCCAGAAAGGUCACAUUUGAAUGAAGGAAACAGGACCUGGAAAAUGCUCCUUUGCAAAGCAACAUUUGAACCCAAAGAUGCCUAAAUGCCGUUCUCAAGUUCCUUUUACACUAUGUACAUGGGAAAAGUUGGGUAGAAUUUUUCUUCCAGCAAAGUACAGAUAUUUGAUCAUUGCACACAUGCACCUCUAGUGUCUCUAGAAACAUCCCUUUCCAUUAAGAACCUCCCUUAAAUGUCACUCCUGAUGGAUGGUUACUGAACUAGAGAGUAGAUUUGGCACAUCUUUUCUUAGUCUUUUGAUUCAGAUUGAAAACUUACAGCACAAACCAGGUCAAAUUUACUUUAAGUUAGAAUUUAUUGCCAUUCAUUCCUUUUUAUAAAUUUCUAUAGAUUAUACUGUUAUUUUUUUAUGUUAUUAAUUGGUCUCGAGCUGCAAACAUGGGUUUACCUUGAGUACAUUUUCAAAUCCCUUUGUAACAGAGAAAUGGUUUUGUGCAUGUUCUUGGAAAUACUUGUGUAUGUACAGAAGGGAGGGGCUGAUUAUUUUUCUACAAAGUAAUUUAUGAUUUCUAAUUUUCUAAUGUGCCUUGGAUAUGUGCCAAAUGAUGGAAAAGAAACAGUAAACUUUAUGAUUCUUCAGUG
Messenger RNA from Equus quagga, 4392 nucleotides. RefSeq names its product ankyrin repeat domain 27 (gene ANKRD27). Gene Ontology annotation, cellular component: early endosome; late endosome; tubular endosome. Lineage: Eukaryota; Metazoa; Chordata; Mammalia; Perissodactyla; Equidae. Gene Ontology annotation, biological process: early endosome to late endosome transport; neuron projection morphogenesis. Gene Ontology annotation, molecular function: SNARE binding; guanyl-nucleotide exchange factor activity. The coding region runs from base 165 to 3317 and encodes 1050 amino acids. The record is from RefSeq and is a predicted model, not a curated record. The transcript is spliced from 29 exons.